AUGGGAGCUGGGCGCAAGCUCAAAAGGCUUCGUAUCAACCAGAGGUGGGCUGACAAGCAGUACAAGAAGUCCCAUCAGGGUAACGAAUGGAAGAAGCCUUUUGCUGGUUCUUCCCACGCCAAGGGUAUCGUUCUUGAGAAAAUUGGUAUUGAGGCUAAGCAGCCUAACUCUGCUAUCCGUAAGUGUGCUAGAGUGCAGCUUAUCAAGAACGGAAAGAAGAUUGCCGCUUUUGUUCCCAACGAUGGUUGCUUGAACUACAUUGAGGAAAAUGACGAGGUGUUGAUUGCUGGGUUUGGUCGUAAGGGACAUGCUGUGGGAGAUAUUCCCGGAGUCAGGUUCAAGGUCGUUAAGGUUUCUGGUGUCUCACUCUUGGCCCUCUUCAAGGAGAAGAAGGAGAAGCCAAGAUCUUAGACGACGCUUUAAGCUUUAAGUUAUUUUGAUGCUAUAAUCACCUUUUGUUAGUUCAGUUUUUAAAACUCUUAUGUUCUGUUCUAUGCUACUGAAACAUGAAUUUGAUGUGUUUAAACACUUUUUCAAAUAAUCUUUCCUU
Molecule: messenger RNA, 550 nt
Organism: Eruca vesicaria subsp. sativa (arugula)
Lineage: Eukaryota; Viridiplantae; Streptophyta; Magnoliopsida; Brassicales; Brassicaceae
Source: the annotation of a GenBank genome assembly